AUCUUUACCACUUCGCUCUGAAGCCUGUAGUGUAGCUGACUCCUCAAACUGGCUAUCUAAUUAGCCCCUUAGGGGGUGAUUUGUUAAUCAGCCAAAGAGAAAGAAACAGGAAGAGGCCCAGGAAGGAACCUCCUUCCUUAUUAUAGGCUACACAAAAUAUUAUUAUUAUAGGCUACACAAAAUACAUACAUACACAUUUUUUUCCUGUCACACUAGUUUAAACUGAUAUCAAACAUAUUUUACUCGGCCCUAAAUCCAGGAUUGAUUUACAGUACUGGUGAUAGUAGAUAACUCUAUCUUACUUGAGACCAGUAUUAAUAGGAUCAACUAAAUCUUUUGGCGACACUAUUGGAUGAACAAUGCGUUUAAGUUCAAAUGUCAAGCCAUAUGUUCUGCUUCUCAUUGUUGGAACGUUCUUGCUUCUGGGGUAUGUCUACUUCAACUUCUUCUCUGAAAGACUCAACAGAGAUAUCCUAAUUGAUGAGGACCAGAAGAGCACCAGCCUGAGUCGACUCGUGUUCAGGAGCAGAAUACGGAACAUGGUCUCUCCUGAAAAGCUAUUGUACAAGCAGCCCAGUGUCUUGGUGGGACGUACUGAUGUGGUGUCAGUGACCCCAUGGUUGGCACCCAUCAUCUGGGAAGGCACCUUUGACCCUGUGCUUGUCGACAAUAUCUACAAGCCCAUGAACCUCACAAUAGCAACCACCGUGUUUGCCAUUGGAAAAUACGUCAGAUUUCUCCAAGAUUUUCUGGACACAGCAGAGAAGCACUUCAUGGUCGGCUUCAACAUGCGCUACUACGUUUUCACUGAUCGUCCCCACGAUGUUCCUUCAGUGAACCUGUCUCAGGGGAGACAUCUGAGUGUGAUCCAGGUCCCGGGUUCAAACCGCUGGCAGGAGAUAUCAGCCCAGAGGAUGGAGAUCAUCCAGACCACCAUCGAACGUCAGAUCAGAGGGGAAGCCGACUACAUCUUCUGUCUGGACGUAGACAGCAAGUUCCACGCUCACUGGGGGUCCGAGUCUCUUGGAAGGCUGGUUGCUGUGAUACACCCAGGUUACUACGAGCAGACCCGUGACCGCUUCCCGUACGAACGGCGUCCAGCCUCAACGGCCUACAUCCCCAUGGAUGAGGGAGACUACUACUAUGGCGGGGCUAUGAUCGGAGGGUUCGUGGAGGAUGUGUACACACUAGCAAAGGUAUGUCGGACCCAGUUUGAGGAAGAUGCGGGGAAUUCCAUCGAGGCUGCCUGGCAGGAGGAGAGCCACCUCAACAGGUACCUGCUCUACAACAAGCCAAGCAAGGUGUUGUCUCCAGAGUACCUGUGGCAGGACUUCAAGGCCAAAACCAAAGAGGUCAAAGUAAUUCGCUUCUCAGGGGUCAUUAAAAACUAUGCUGAAGUUCGUUCCAAUGUAUAAAACGAGGAAGUGGCUAUUAGACCGGCAAAAGAAAAACUAAAUUUAGUCAUAGCGGUAAAAUAAAUUGAGGUUAGGUUUAGGAACAAGGGUUAAGUUUAGGUAUAGUUUGACUGGGGUUAAAAGUUAUGGAAAGGCUUAAUGUUAAUAAUAAUUUGGGGGUGUGUCGAAUUAGUUAGGUAACAUUGAUAAAUAAGAUGUUUUAUUUUCAUAAAUAUGCUUAUGUGGGAAAGUCACUUGGGGCCCAGAGAGGGGAGAG
Oncorhynchus mykiss (rainbow trout) is the source of this 1671-nucleotide messenger RNA. RefSeq names its product globoside alpha-1,3-N-acetylgalactosaminyltransferase 1. Gene Ontology annotation, biological process: carbohydrate metabolic process. Gene Ontology annotation, molecular function: hexosyltransferase activity. NCBI's taxonomy places the organism in Eukaryota, Metazoa, Chordata, Actinopteri, Salmoniformes, Salmonidae. Gene Ontology annotation, cellular component: vesicle; Golgi apparatus; membrane. The record is from RefSeq and is a predicted model, not a curated record.